GUUUUUGUUUAUAAGUUGGUGAUUUGAAUCAGAACGCUCCAUUUUAUUUCGUCUUUCUGAAAUCAUUCAUGGUUUUGAAAGCAGAAUCUUGGGGAAAGGUUUUUCCUGAAAUUGAACUCAUUUCAGUUUUCCAUGGAAAAUUUAAGUAAUAUUAGUGGGGAAAAUGAUUAUAUAUUUGGGGGGUGCGAAGAGCGAAAGGAGUAAUUUGAGGAGCAACGUAACGACGGUGGCAUGGAUCGUCCGGAAAGCUCUUUGCAAAUGUUUGGCCAAAUUUCUACGACGUUCCAAGGCCAAUUUUAACAAUUAUACAAAUUUAAAGUUUGCAUUUGUGGCUGCAGCAAUGCUGAUACGGUGGCUUGUGAUUGUUCUUGUUUCUAUUGGGUUGCUGACUCCGACCUCCACAGCUCGACCUGAAGUUAUUGUAGCAAGCCAUGGUGCCGUUGCCACAGAUGAUAGCCGUUGCUCCAAAAUUGGCGUGGAUGUUCUACGCGAAGGAGGACAUGCUGUUGAUGCAUCGGUGGCUGCUGCUCUUUGCCUGGGGGUUGUUAGUCCUGCAUCAAGUGGCAUUGGUGGAGGAGCCUUUAUGUUGAUCAGAUCAGCCAGUGGAAAAGCUCAGGCUUUCGAUAUGAGGGAGACCGCACCUUUGCUAGCUUCUGAGAAUAUGUAUGCUGGCAAUGUUGCAUCAAAAGCAUCCGGAGCCCUUUCUAUUGCUGUUCCAGGAGAACUUGCAGGGCUUUAUGAGGCUUGGGAACAACAUGGAAAGCUUCCGUGGGCAAGGCUUGUUCAACCAGCUGAACGUCUUGCUCGCUUGGGGUUUAAAAUAUCUCCAUACCUUCAUAUGCAGAUGGUUAGGACAGAAUCAGGGAUCUUCGGAGAUGAAGGGCUCAGGAAUUUAUUAACAUCAGGUGGAAAAUUGUUGAAAGAGGGAGAUAUCGUCCGCAACGAGAAACUGGCAGACACUCUAAGAACUAUUUCUAGCUUCGGUGUCAGUGCCUUCUAUAAUGGUUCAAUUGGAAUUAACUUGAUAAGAGACAUCGGGAAGCUUGGAGGGUUGCUGUCGAUGAAGGACUUGCAGAGUUAUCGAGUUAAAAUUAGAGCCCCCAUCUUAUCUCGUAUAAUGGGUCUUGAGAUAACCACCAUGCCUCCUCCUUCCGGAGGCUCUGGAGUGAUCCUUAUGCUUAAUAUUCUGGCUCAAUAUAAACUGCCUUCGGGGCUUUUGGGCCCUCUUGGUAUCCAUCGUGAGAUUGAAGCAUUGAAACAUGUAGUCGCAGUAAGGACUAACCUCGGUGACCCUGAUUUCUACAAUGUUUCCGAAGUUCUUUCUGAUAUGCUCUCAUCCAAAUUUUCUCAACAAUUGAAGAAAACCAUCAAUGACAGCCGAACUUUUCAUCCAAGCCAUUAUGGUGGCAGAUGGAAUCCAAUCAAAGAUCACGGAACCAGCCAUUUGUCUGUAGUCGAUGGAGAACGAAAUGCCGUCUCCAUGACUACCACUGUGAACUACUAUUUUGGAGCAAAUGUACUCUCCCCAAGUACAGGAAUAGUCUUGAACAAUGAAAUGGACGAUUUUGCCAUCCCUGCUACUGUUUCUGCUAAUGAACUCCCACCAGCACCAGCCAAUUUCAUUAGGCCAGGAAAAAGGCCAUUGUCAUCCAUGUCUCCUACUAUUGUUCUGAAGAAUGGUCAACUGAAAGCUGUGGUUGGUGCAAGUGGAGGAGGCUUCAUCAUUGCGGGAACAGCAGAGGUUUUGUUGAAUCAUUUUGCAAAAGGAAUGGAUCCUUUCUCAUCUGUGAUGGCUCCCAGAGUUUACCAUCAGCUGAUUCCAAACGUUUUGAACUAUGAGAAUUGGACCACUGUGUUGGGGGAUCAUUUUGAAGUUCCUGCUGAAACAAGAGCAGCCCUUGCGAAGAAAGGUCACGUCUUAGAAGGGCUUGCCGGAGGGACAAUUUGUCAGUUCAUUGUUCAAGGUUCUAGCUCAUUGAGACAAGGUGGUGGCUUCGGGAAGCUUGUUGCUGUAAGUGAUCCCAGAAAGGGUGGGACUCCUGCUGGCUUUUGAAGAUCUUGAUUUCUUUGGAUCUGUUUUACAACUGCCGUGAUAAAUGGCGGAGUUUAUAACAUUUUAGCCUAAUUAAUGAUCUCUCUACUGUAUUAGUGACAAGUUGUUAAUACUCCAAUUCAUUGUGGAAAUAAUAACUUGUAUUAUAUAAAACAUAUAUAAAAAAUAAAAAUUGUUCUUUUGAGUUAGUUUAA
This is a messenger RNA of Cucumis melo (muskmelon), 2247 nucleotides long. Its product is annotated as glutathione hydrolase 1-like. Gene Ontology annotation, biological process: glutathione catabolic process. The record is from RefSeq and is a predicted model, not a curated record. Lineage: Eukaryota; Viridiplantae; Streptophyta; Magnoliopsida; Cucurbitales; Cucurbitaceae. The transcript is spliced from 7 exons. Gene Ontology annotation, cellular component: plasma membrane. Gene Ontology annotation, molecular function: glutathione gamma-glutamate hydrolase. The coding region runs from base 164 to 2053 and encodes 629 amino acids.